GAAACUAUUUUGAAUUUAUGAGAAAAAUAUAGAAAUUGUUACAGAAUGUGAUUUGUACAAAACCGAUGUACAUAUAUACUUUUUAUUAAAGUUUUGCAUAACCCAUUUAUUUCCUACUGCUCAUGAAAAAUUCCGUAUUUCGUGAACAAUAGGGUUAUAGAUCACAAAAUACUUUUCGAAAUCUUUGCGUUACGUAUAUCAAAAGUGUAAUGUAAUAAAAGCGUAGUGUUGUCUGAUGUGUUUUGUGAAACAUAGAAAUGAAAAAUGAAUGAUAGCUCAGAUACUAUUCACUGGUCUGAGCCCCAUUGCUCAAAGGAUGCUUUAACUGAUACAUAUGGAUGGUUUCUGCAAUUUCUACUUGCUGUAUUAGCGUUUACUUGCCUAAUAGGUAAAAGAUUUUGUGAGCCAAAAUAUGCAAGAAGACCAUGGCUAAUUUGGUUUUAUGACACAUCAAAACAAGGUCUUGGUGCAUUUAUUAUACAUGCUGCUAAUGUUUGGUUGUCACCAUAUCAGACAGGAAACCCUUGCACUUGGUAUAUUGUAAAUUUUAUGUUAGAUUCAACCCUUGGACUUUUAAUAAUAUGGGCUGGUAUAAGACUUGCCCAAUACUAUGCCAGAGUUUAUGAUAUACCACUUAUUAAUUUUGGUGAAUAUGGUAAACCACCUAUGUGUUCCGCAUGGUUAUGUCAAUGUGUAUUAUAUGCUGCACUGGCGACUUUUGCCAAGUCAAUGCUAGCAUUAGUUCUUCAGCUACCACUAGUUCAGGCUGUUUUAUCUACUCUAAGGCUCUCUCCUGUCUCUGACCCGAGACUGGAAUUGGCUGUUGUGAUGCUCAUUAUACCAUUUUUUGUUAAUAUUUUAAUAUUUUGGGUGACAGACAAUUUCCUCAUGUAUCAUCCCCGAGGAGUUAGCUCCAAGUUAAAGACGAAGGUGCGGUACCAGUCGAUAAAGAAAGAUAAGAGCGGUUCCGAUGAAGAAGAACAAUCAGCUGACGAGAGACUCCUCGGCGCCAGUGUAUGACCCAUCACCAAGCCCAGAUUGUUAAGGGCCUAAGUAGAUAAGUCUUUAUCUGUUUAAACUUGUUAGAAAAAUUUCAUACUCGAUAAAUAAGGUCUAUAUUUGAUACUGUCACAAAUACUGAAGAGUCUUGAAGUCUAAAAUUUAACACAAAUUUGUCCUUGACCUAAGGCUGUCUCAGCCAGAUAAGUCACUAGCAAAUUAAUUCUAUAAACAGCCAAACUAGGAAAAAAAAUUAAUUAAUUGGAUUACAAAAAUUUGACGCUGUAGUAUGCAAUAACAUAGUACUAGAAAAAUCAAAAUUUGACAAUUCCAAGUGUCAAUUGUCUGGUGAUUGACAUGAAUGGUGUUUAUGGUAUGCUCUACGCUUCAUGGUAAUAUUUUUCCCUGUUUUGUUUUAUGAUGUUGAUUUAAAUUGCGCUUUUGAUCAAGUUUGUAAAUAUUUACAAUUAAAAUUUUAGCCAAAGCUUAAUAUGUUAAUGCAAAAAUUUAGAAAUUAUUGUUCCUUCGAUAAAUUCCGUUUUUAUUCGUGUUACAAACUUGAUAUAUUGAAACGAUAAUUUAUCUCGUUUUACUUACCUUUUUACUAGGAAGCAUAGAGCUAGCUAAGCUAUAGUCUGUGGUAAAUUUAAAACUCUGCAUAACUAUUUAUGUAUUUGUCGCAAAUUGUAAAUUUUUACACGAAGUUUAAUGCUUUUAUCAUAUAAAUAUUUUUAGCAGUGAUUUAAUUGGAUAUAACUUAAUGGAAUCAUAACAUAUCAUCCUGCACUUUGAUUCAUACAAUUCCAAUUAUAUUUACGGUGCCAUGCGCGCCACAAAAGGAAGACCUACCUAACCCCUUCGAAAUGUUAAACUAACUGAGAUUCACCCCCUCGAGUAAUAUAGUCUAGAAUCUGGCUAUAAUGGCCUGAAAAUCAACUACAACGCAAGUUUAGCCAUGUGAUGUACGGAGUUUAUACGUUAUACUUUAAUUAACAGUUACCCCCUUACCGAUAAAAACAUUUUUUUUUAAAUAACAAACUUUAAAAAAGUUGUCUCUGAUAUAUCAAUAGGAAUUCACACCUCGACCAUAAACGUCUCGUCUCUCAAUUUAUUAAACAAGGGUGUGUUUUUGUAAUGUUUACGUUUGUUUAAACCUCUGUCAAUGCUGAGUUCGGUUUAUCAAUAAAACAAAAUACGGUUUUCUUAUAUUGAUAAACCGAAAGUUGAGAUUUUAAAGUUGUUGUUUAUAGGUUAGGGGGUAGUUUAGCGAAGAUUAGUUACAGCCGGUGAAUCAUUGUAUCAGGUAUACCAUUGUAAAUUUUAAAUGCUUUAACACACGCGUCCCACUAUUUAUCAGAAUAUUAGCGAACUAUUUUCAUCGAUAUUCUAUCAAAUUAGAUUUUAUAAAUAUACAGUAAUGCUUAAAUAAAAAAAAAUAUUUUUUAUAUUUUUCGAUUUUUGAAAAACGUUCCUAAUAAGUACUUAUAGCCCUGUAGUGCCAUUUUUAUUGAUGACAUAAUUAUAACAUCGAAUAAAGACUGAGAAAGUCUAUAAAAUGAUUCCUGAAGACGUCAUAACUUAUAGCUUACUGAAUAACAUUCCAUGUUUGAAAAUUCCGUUACUAGAUAUUUGAUUAUCAUACAUUUGUAUCGUUUAAAUUUAUAUUUAUGCAAAUAUAAUAAUUGUAACUGAUUAUAGUUUUUUAAAUAAAAAAUCGUUCGGAUCUGUAAUUACGAUCGAUAUUAGGAUUUAUUCUGUGGAAUAAAUAAACAUGAUAUGAUGUUGACUAAAUAAUUCGUUAAGUUAGUUAAAGGUUUUAAUCCGAUCCGUCUGAAUUUGUCAUUUGUAAAAAAUAUAACAAUUAAGAUUUAUAAUUUGUAUAAUCAUUGCUGUAAACAUAAUAUCAAUUCCAUUUUACAUACUUAAAUAUAUAUAAUUAUUGUAAUACGUUGCAAAUACUGGAUUGGAAAGUGAGGCAAUUUGCUUUAUAAUUAAGAUUAGCGCUAAGUAUGACUUCCGUAUGUCAAAUCCAAUAAGUUUUUGGCAGGAGUCGUAUGUGCCAAGUCUCGAUUUUAAGAUACAUACAGAACGUGAUUACAUAAUGUAUUUCUACUCAUAUAGAUUGGAUUAUUAUUUUUGGACAUAUACUUCAUGUAUACAUAAAGUGACCAUUUACUCUUUGACUCAAAACGGGACAUUGGUUUAAUUUGGGUGAAUGAAAAAAAAAACACUUUUAGAAAAAGUUAGUUGGCUUAAAAGUUACGAAUCACAAAAUAUAGCAAAAUGUUAACUUAGUUUAUCAGAAGAACAAACUUUGUUUUAAUAUACCUGAUGACGAUUUCAAAUAAGAAAUUAACUCUAGGCACGUUAUUUUUCAAAUUUUUGCGCGCUUUCUUUUGCGUCCCACAGUUCAUGUCGAGGACACCGGGACUCGUGAUUGGAAAAAGGGACAGCCCCGUUUAAAAAGGGAUGUCUGGUCACGUUAUGUAUACAUAAUAUUAACGACAGUGUACACAUUCUGUAUAGUAUAGGGUACAGCUUUCUUUUAAGUGACUAGGUUUUUUGACCAGUACUUAUUUGAAUAGCAGACCAACGUGCCAAAUAGAUCGUAAUUGUUUGUGAUAAUUGCAAUUUUAUGUAUGGAUUUAAUUUGUUUGAUUUUGCAGUGCACUUAUAGUAAUAGGGUUACACUGUUAUAGAAUUUUAUGCCAUUUAAUUACAAACAAAAUAUACUUACAUAUAUUUUACGUUCAUCGCAACAAAAAUUCCCGUGACAAAUUGUGACGUUAAUAAAUUUCUGUUAAAUGGUGACAACUGAAAUUUUCGAAAUAAAACACAAUUUAAAAUACAUUUUAAAUUUUUAUGACUAGUCUGUGGUAAUAGAUAAAAAUUUAUGUUUGAAUCUAAUGAAGUUGGGAUACUAUGAGGUCACAGUCACCCGUGGGCUCUAGCCCUUAUAUUACGAAAAAGGUUUCUUAACGACAAACAUCAAUAUCAUAGACAAUUUAAUUAACUGAAAAAGUUAAAAUAAAACUUCUUUUUAUAUUAAAAGUUUCGUCAUUCUUAUUCUUGUGUCACUUCGUAUAUGAAUAAAAGUGAUCAAGCGUUGUUAUACUAAUUGAAGCUUAUAUAUUUUUUUAGUGAUCUGAGUCAUUUUGAAUUGUUAAUGCAUAUGGAUUUGUAUAUAGAUAAUUUAAGGGAAUUGUGAAUACAUUUACAUAUGAGUGUAUUAUAUCAUAUAAGUAUUUAUAUUAUAUAUUGAAACAUGCGUGUGCAGUUGUUUCUUGUUUAUGCGAAUAAAUUCACGUCAUGUAUUCA
Messenger RNA from Pieris rapae (cabbage white), 4317 nucleotides. RefSeq names its product store-operated calcium entry regulator STIMATE. Lineage: Eukaryota; Metazoa; Arthropoda; Insecta; Lepidoptera; Pieridae. The coding region runs from base 265 to 1020 and encodes 251 amino acids. The record is from RefSeq and is a predicted model, not a curated record. The transcript has 6 exons. Gene Ontology annotation, cellular component: membrane.